Symbiodinium sp. CCMP2592 is the source of this 882-nucleotide messenger RNA. The record is from the annotation of a GenBank genome assembly. Lineage: Eukaryota; Dinophyceae; Suessiales; Symbiodiniaceae.
AUGCCCACACCACAAUGCCAUAAGUGGUUCGACUCCUUGGCCUUCAGCUUCUUGCCUGUGCUGCAAAUGCCCUUGCCAACCGUCUACAAGGCUAUGCAGAUCUACUUCCAGCAGGGGCGCGUGCUCAGUGUGGACGAGAUCGGAAGGCUCCUCGGAUGCAGUGGCUCCCCCGCUUCCGCCUUGAAGAAGCUAGUGAAAGCUCUUCGGGCUGCGGAGUGCCGUUGCAUGGAUCACAAGCAGCAGCUUCGGCAGGUCACAGGCAGGAUUUGCCAACAUCUUCACUGCACAUACUCAUUCUCAGUUCUGCCACUUUACCUUCUGCAUCCUCUUCCCACAAGCUCAAGCCCUGUCACACUCUGCUAUUUCUCAGCAGGUGAUGUGGAGGCAGAUGGUACUUCCAUACGCCACUGGCGAAGCUUGCAGCGACCAUCGCGCAAUGUCUACUUGCAGUACUUCGCGCUCUACCAGCGGCCGACACGCGCAUGCAGCGACCGGCCGCCACCCGAAUCCUUUGAUCGAUGCCAUCCGUGUGUCCAAGCAGGGGUCGCCGCCAAAGACAAGAGGGGCAGGAAGACACUCCUCAUCAGUGACGGCGCCACGCUGGCCAGAUCUCGGGGUGUUCUGUUGAGGCAGUCCAACCACUCCGGGGGAGUCUUUUGCGUGAAGAAGCGGGUGCCCGGACGAAGCUUGAUCCCCAUUCACACGGGGUCCGUAGAUUCCUUCUGGAACAUUUUGAAGAAAGGCAUUCCAAGCACCUUGCGCACUCACUCCAAAGGAGUGCCGAAUCCCCUUCUCUGGAAGUACGCGCGCAGUGUACAGUGGCGAUGGGAAUGCGACGGCGACUUGUUUUGGGCCACAGGGCAGUACUUGGCCAGCCUGUGA